AUGGUGACCUCUUCUACUUCCACGGUUCCGCAUUCCAUCCUCUCCACACGUCCCACACCCUCAUUUCAACCAGAUAUCGUCCCCUGCCGCUCCUUGGAUGACCGUGGCCGAUCUCCCCCCGGCCCUUCGUCCACGACGGUGGCUGCUACCAUCCCAGUUCGCGCCUCUAUUGAACUCGCCGAUUUCCACCCACCUCCCCAAGAAUCUGCCCGCACCAGACCAGCUGGCCGUGCUGCGAGACCGUUUGAGCCCGCUGCCAGCUCACUAUCACUAGCGAGGCUUGGCUCAGGGCUAGACACUGAGUGGGAGAAGAGCGGCUCCUCCCCAGAUCAGCUCCGCCGCCAGGGCUCCCGCUUCACACGACUCUGGUUCUGGGCGGAGGCCCUUCGACGCCGCGCUCGGAACCCUAUUGUUGAACAAGAACCUACCGCCGAGAUGAAGUUCUCCCACAGCAUUCAGUUCAAUGCGGUACCGGAUUGGAGUUCCAAUUACAUUGCGUAUAGCAAUCUCAAGAAGUUGUAA
Messenger RNA from Penicillium lagena, 522 nucleotides. RefSeq lists its product as uncharacterized. Bases 1 to 522 code for a protein of 173 amino acids. The record is from RefSeq and is a predicted model, not a curated record. The transcript has 2 exons. Lineage: Eukaryota; Fungi; Ascomycota; Eurotiomycetes; Eurotiales; Aspergillaceae.